Molecule: messenger RNA, 2538 nt
Organism: Acomys russatus (golden spiny mouse)
Lineage: Eukaryota; Metazoa; Chordata; Mammalia; Rodentia; Muridae
Product: vomeronasal type-2 receptor 116-like
Exons: 6
Coding region: 1-2538 (845 amino acids)
Biological process (GO): G protein-coupled receptor signaling pathway
Cellular component (GO): membrane
Molecular function (GO): G protein-coupled receptor activity
Source: RefSeq, a predicted model, not a curated record
AUGUUCACUUUGAUUUUGUUCUUCUUGCUUCUGAACAUUCCACUUCUCAUGACCAAUCUCUUUCCUUCUGAAUGCUUUUGGAGAAUGAAGCAGAAUGAAAAAAAGGAUGGAAACUUAAUGACAGCUUGUAUGUUCCCCCUUGAAUCAGCGAAAAGGCCUGUGAAGAAAGAUGAUUUAAACACACUUCUGAAUGAGCUAACAAAAGCUGAAAACAAAAUGUUUGCUCUUGCCUUGGCUUUUUCAAUGGAUGAAAUCAACAGAAACCCUGAUCUUCUACCGAAUACAUCUUUAAUGUUUAAACAUCUACUUUGUGUAAGUGUGUCAGAAUUAUAUGAUAUCAUCCAUCUUUCUGAACAAGGUCAUAUUAUUUUUCCUAAUUAUUUCUGUGGCAAUGAGGUCUUAUGUUUCACAAUGCUUACAGGACCAAACUGGGAAACAUCUGUGAUAUUUCACACAUUCUUUUAUGUCUUCAAAUAUCAUCAGAUGCUUCAGCUUACUUAUGGCACUUUUAAUCCUCUCCUGAGUGACCAUGUAAAAUUUCCCGGUCUGCAUCAGAUGGCCCAUGAGGAUACAUCUCUUGCCCUGGCUAUGGUCUCCUUCUUACUUUACUGCAGCUGGAACUGGGUCGGUCUAGCCAUCUCAGACAAUGAUCAGGCCAACCAAUUUCUCUCAUAUUUGAGAAGAGAGAUGGAAAAAAAUAAAAUGUGUUUUGCCUUCGUGAAUAUAAUCUCUGACAAUAUGCAGUUAUACAUGUCAAGAACUGAAGUGUAUUACAACCAAAUUGUGACAUCAUCAACAAAUGUUGUUAUCAUUUACGGCAACUCAGAUGGUACUCUAGCUUUGAGUUUUAGAAGUUGGGAAUCUGAAGGGAUACAGAGAAUAUGGGUCACCACCUCACAGUGGGAUGUUACCACAGGAAAAGGAGACUCCACACUUGACUCACUCCAUGGGAUCCUUGCUUUUGCACAUGACCGUGGUAAGAUUUCUGGUUUUAAAGAUUUUGUGCAAACAUUGAACCCUCUCAAAUACUCAGAUAAAUAUCUGGCAAGCCAGGAGUUGAUGUACUUUAACUGUGAAGCCUCAGCAUGUAGCUGUAAGACAUUGAAGAACUUCUUAUAUAAUGCCUCAUCAGAAUGGCUAAUGACACAGACUUUUGACAUGGCAUUUAGUGAUAGCAGUUAUGAUAUAUACAAUGUUGUUUAUGCUAUCGCCCGUUCCAUUUAUGAGAUGCUUCUUCAAAAGGUAAAAAAUCAGCCAAUUGACAAUGAGAAAGAAGAUGGUAAUAGCUGCAUGAAGAUGAACUCCUUGCUAAGAAAGAGGCACUUCACUAAUCCUUUUGGUGACAAAGUGAAUAUGAAACAUAAAGAGUGUGACAUCUUUCACCUUAGGAAUUCCCCACAUGGUGUUGGACUUAAGGUGAAGAUAGGAAGAUUUAACCCCUAUUUUCCACAUGGACAACAAUUCUAUUUAACUGAAGACAUGCUAGAGUGGGCCUCAGGAGGCAGACAAAUGCUGCCCUCUGUAUGCAGUGCUGAUUGUGGUCCUGGAUUCAGAAAAUUCAGGCAGGAGGGAAUGUCAGCCUGCAGUUUUAUUUGUGUCCACUGCCCAGAAAAUGAAAUAUCUAAUGGAACAAAUAUGGGUCAGUGUGUGAAGUGUCCAGAGGACCAGUACGCCAACAUUGAGAAGAAUCACUGCAUCCAUAAAGCUGUGAUCUUUCUCAGCUAUGAAGACCCCUUAGGGAUGGCUCUGGCCUUAAUGGCCUUGGGUUUCUCUGCCUUUACAGCUCUGAUUCUUGGAGUAUUUUUAAAGCACAACGACACAGCCAUUGUGAAAGCCAAUAACCGUGCUCUCAGCUACAUCUUACUCAUGUCACUCAUGUGCUGUUUCCUCUGCUCUUUGCUCUUCAUUGGCCAUCCAAACUCAGUCUCCUGCAUCCUGCAGCAAAUCACAUUUGGAAUUGUAUUCACUGUGGCUAUUUCCACUGUGUUGGCCAAAACAAUCACAGUGGUUCUGGCUUUCAAAGUCAUAGCUCCUGCAAGAAGGAUGAGGUACAUUCUGGUUUCAGGAACACUUAACUGCAUCAUUCCUCUCUGUACACUCAUCCAAAUUAUUCUCUGUUUAAUCUGGCUAGGAACUUCCCCUCCAGCUGUUGAUAUUGAUGCAGAUUCUGAAUAUGACCACAUCAUCAUUAUCUGUCACAAGGGUUCAGUUAUAGCAUUUUACUGUGUUCUAGGAUACUUAGGCUGCCUGGCCCUGGGAAGCUUCACUGUGGCUUUCUUGGCCAGGAACCUGCCUGACACAUUCAACGAAGCCAAGUUCUUGACAUUCAGCAUGCUGGUGUUUUGCACUGUUUGGAUUACUUUCCUCCCUGUCUACCAUAGCACCAACGGCAAGGUGAUGGUGGCUGUGGAGAAUUUUUCCAUCUUGUCUUCCAGUGCAGGGAUGCUGGGGUGUAUCUUUGUACCCAAGUGUUACAUAAUUGUAUUCAGGCCACACACAAUUUCUCUUCCAAAGAUCAGGGUGAAAUCAUAUUCCUAA